AUGAACCACAUACCGUUGCCUAUUGAUGAUUUUGCCCACGCUCCGUUGGAAGUGCCUCAUCUCUGUAACGACAGGUUCCGCUAUGAUGACCAUGGUUUCUUGACGUACCCGCAUCGAGCUGGCCUGGAUCUUGAGAAUAUCAUAGAGAAAGGUCUUGUGGAGAUCGAUACUCUUGCACCGGCAUUGCAAGCAUGGCUCUGGUUUGGUCUUUUAGGAGAGAUUCUCAGCAUCGGCUCAAGGACACAUGUCACACAGCGGAUAGCGAACUACAAUGCCUUUGUGACUGAGAAUUCCGAAGGAUCUAGUGUGGUUUCCACGACUAGUUUACUCCGAUACAUCAAAGAAGUCUGUCAGAGAAACGAGACGCUGCGCCAGGAUGGCUUCUAUAGCCAACGAUAUUACGCUAGUUUGCAGGUAGCAACGACAUCGAUUAACAGCCUUUUAUCUACUGAGAUGUGCCGCAAACACAUCGAAAGCGGCUGUCAAUUCUCUAAACUCCCAGUCCUGCUACAUGUCAUUCUAUCCAUCCAGAUUCUGAUAGAAUCGCUUCAAGCGGCUGAAUCCGUCCUCCUUCCCGGGAAGUGGGAUUCGCUCUCCCAACCGACCAUGGAAUUCCUUGACUGCGAAUUAGUGGACAAAUUGCUGAUCGAAGCCGGCUGGUGCAAGCAUGAGGUUAACAAGCUCCCUCGUUCAAUACGGUUACGGUAUUAUCUUAGCUUCCUGCGUCCCACCGAUUCCGCAGAAGGAAAAGAGAAUCACUUGUCUUGCAGUAAGGAUGCUUGUGUCCAUGCUCCUCAGAUUAUAGAUGAGCAAAACAUCAAGCCUAAGCAUGUAACGAAAGACUGCAAGUGUUCUAUAGAGACGAUACAAGAUCUGCCCGUGGCAAACCUUGCCGAAACAGGGGCAUAUCCACUGCUGAGAUUUGCUCAGACAGAUGGUGCAUCGCGAAAGUUAGAGUUACUUGAGACGCGGUUCAACGCCAACGGAACGGAUGAGAUCCCUUUUGUUGCAAUCAGCCAUGUUCGCCACCGUGGGCUCGGCAAUGCUAAUGCUCACUCGCUGCCUUACUGCCAACUCGCGCACAUUCAGGAACUCGUCGACAAGAUUUGCUUCCCCUCUGGUGGUGCCACAAGCUCUAUGCCGUUCUGGCUAGAUACUAUGUGUGUACCCUCGGAGCGUCGCGCCCAUAUAAAUUCUCUUAAGCGCAUUCGCAAAAUCUUCAAGCACGCUUGGCGCGUUCUCGUUAUUGACCAGUCCCUUUGUUCCCAUGACAUUGGUUCGCCAGAGGAUGCUUUGAUACGGAUUCGAUUCUCGCUUUGGAAACGCCGACUAUGGACUUUGCAAGAAGGUUUCGUUGUGCCUGCCUCAAAACUGAUAUUCUGUUUUGCAAACGGUCUCUUUUCACUUCAGGAUCUUCUCGAUCGUUACGAAGACAAAACUUUGAUGCCAUUUCCACUAUUGAAGUGCGCAAAGUUUGUUGGAUUUCGUGUGCUUCCCCAUCUAAAAAAGACGCUCGACGUAUUGAGUGAUGAUAUUAAGAUACUAGCGGGCAUGUCGCCUGCUGUUAUUGAGCGUAACUGA
Molecule: messenger RNA, 1581 nt
Organism: Trichoderma atroviride IMI 206040
Lineage: Eukaryota; Fungi; Ascomycota; Sordariomycetes; Hypocreales; Hypocreaceae
Source: RefSeq, a predicted model, not a curated record